AUGAGAAGACGACCAAUCCGGAGAAAAGGCGCAACAAUUGGAACAUGUAAAAUAGGUAAAUUCAAUACAAGUGAAGAUGAAGUUGAGCACUGGGAACAUGUGAUCGCAUCGAAAGAUCAAUGUAUCUCACAAUGGCAUAAAUUCUAUCCAAUCCCAUUAACCAUGCCUCCAGGAAAAUCAUCAGCAGUAUCAAAGACAAAUCAAAUUGAAACACCAAUGACAGACUGA
Trichobilharzia regenti is the source of this 228-nucleotide messenger RNA. The record is from the annotation of a GenBank genome assembly. NCBI's taxonomy places the organism in Eukaryota, Metazoa, Platyhelminthes, Trematoda, Strigeidida, Schistosomatidae.